Echinops telfairi (small Madagascar hedgehog) is the source of this 378-nucleotide messenger RNA. It is a transcript of the gene OXT, whose product is annotated as oxytocin/neurophysin I prepropeptide. Bases 1 to 378 code for a protein of 125 amino acids. The record is from RefSeq and is a predicted model, not a curated record. Gene Ontology annotation, cellular component: extracellular region; secretory granule. The transcript is spliced from 3 exons. Gene Ontology annotation, molecular function: neurohypophyseal hormone activity. Lineage: Eukaryota; Metazoa; Chordata; Mammalia; Afrosoricida; Tenrecidae.
AUGGCCGGACCCAGCCUCGCCUGCUGCCUGCUCGGCCUCCUGGCGCUGACCUCCGCCUGCUACAUUCAGAACUGCCCGCUGGGCGGCAAGCGGGCCACUCCGGACCUCGACGUGCGCAAGUGCCUCCCCUGCGGCCCAGGGGGCAAGGGGCGCUGCUUCGGGCCCAACAUCUGCUGCGGGGACGAGCUAGGCUGCUUCGUGGGCACGGCCGAGGCACUGCGCUGCCAGGAGGAGAACUACCUGCUGUCGCCCUGCCAGUCUGGCCAGAAGCCCUGCGGGAACGGGGGUCGCUGCGCCGCCUCCGGCCUCUGCUGCAGCCCGGACGGCUGCCGCACGGACCCCACCUGCGACGCCGAGGUGGCCUUCCCCCCGCACUGA